This is a messenger RNA of Lactuca sativa (garden lettuce), 957 nucleotides long. RefSeq names its product ras-related protein Rab7. NCBI's taxonomy places the organism in Eukaryota, Viridiplantae, Streptophyta, Magnoliopsida, Asterales, Asteraceae. Gene Ontology annotation, cellular component: vacuolar membrane. The record is from RefSeq and is a predicted model, not a curated record. Gene Ontology annotation, molecular function: GTPase activity; GTP binding.
UGAAAUGAGAAUUGAGAAAGAAACAAACAACAACGUGGCAGGUGACAACUGGUUUUCCCUUUGUUGCUUCCUCCUCCGGUAGCUUUACACAUCUCCGGCAAACAUCGUAAACAAUUCAUCAGCAGGAUUUACUUCUCCGGCCAUGUUGAUGUCUGAUCGGAUGUUGCUCAAGGUCAUUGUUCUUGGUGAUAGUGGGGUUGGGAAGACAUCUUUGAUGAAUCGAUACGUUUAUAACAGGUUCAACAAACAGUACAAGUCGACAAUUGGUGCCGAUUUUGUGACGAAAGAGUUGCAUAUUGACGAGAAGCUCGUCACGUUGCAAAUUUGGGACACAGCUGGUCAAGAGAGGUUUCAUAGCCUUGGAGUUGCAUUUUAUAGAGGGGCUGAUUGUUGUGUUCUUGUUUACGAUGUCAACAUUCAGAAAACCUUUGAAACCCUUCAAACAUGGCAUGAAGAGUUUCUAAAACAGGCAGAUCCAACUAACCCUGAAAGAUUCCCGUUCGUGUUGCUUGGGAACAAAGUGGACACUGACGGUGGUAGCAGUCGAGCCGUUUCUGAGAAGACAGCAAGAGAGUGGUGUGCCAUGAACGGAAACAUACCUUACUUUGAGACAUCAGCGAAAGAGAAUUACAAUGUGGAUGAUGCAUUCCUUUGUGUGGCAAAAACAGCUAUUGCAAGUGAACAUGAACACCCUGAUGUGAAUGAAAUGUAUUUUGAAAGGAUCCCCACGACAAUUUCUGAAACUGAGCAAGAAAGAAGUUGUGCCUGCUGAUAUCUCCAAAAUUUACGCACAGUUAUUCACGUAGAUUUUGCUUGUUUUCUUGUCAUUUUGUGUGGAUAGUAACGGGUAGGAAUUUUAUCUUGUUAUAUAUGAUUCUUUAGAUCCUUCAAAAAGGGAGGUCACAUAGUCACCACAUGAGAGAAGUUAACUUAAUCUAAUUCAGUGUGAUUCUAUUA